This is a messenger RNA of Ahaetulla prasina, 2106 nucleotides long. RefSeq lists its product as uncharacterized. The record is from RefSeq and is a predicted model, not a curated record. The transcript has 4 exons. Lineage: Eukaryota; Metazoa; Chordata; Lepidosauria; Squamata; Colubridae. Bases 1 to 273 code for a protein of 90 amino acids.
AUGAGUAUUAUAAUGCUUCAUGUGGUGACCUGUGUUGCUCUGCUUACAGUGGCUUGGGGACUACCAUUUGCCUCUCAAGAAGAAGAUAAUGAAUUUUUAGGACUUAAAAGGAUACCUUACCCAGCCAAUUGGCAUGCAGUUACAGUGCCUGAACAGAUGAGUGAAUACUGGUCAUUAGUGAAGAGAUCAUCACAGUAUUCCAUGGACACGGUCAGGGACUACAUUAGUUUUUACAGGAAUAUGUUAUGGCAACAGGAAGAGCAUCAAACUUGAACUCCAAAAAUUUAUGUAUCUACGUCUAUGGUAUUAAUCACCAUGAUUCUUCCUGAAAUAUCAGUGUGUGAGACAAAUGCUGUUAUGGUUAAUUGACGAGGAUCCAACAUAAAUGUCUUCAUCCUGUCCUGGAAUUGAUAAGGGUGUAUCCUGUGAAAAAAGUGCCCAGGCCUUCAGCUACAAUCCUGUAUGAAAGAAAUUACUUUUAAGUUGUCAUGCAUAGGAUUCAUUGUCCAACAGGUCCUGCAUGGGAAAUAUACCCAUUGUCAUAUGUAAAUCAGAAGUAGUUGCUAUAGUUUUUGAAUGUGAGGAAUGUCUUAGUGAAUGUAAUAUUGAUUUUGGAAUCUUGUUCAUGAACUGGAUUGUUCUUAGGAAUUGUUCACCACAAAUUAGUUUUUUAACUUGAAAUUGUGCUUCUGCCAGAAGCAAUAUGGGAGUGUGAUAUUAACAAAGCACUGCUGCUUGCUUCUGCAUUGUUUAAUUGAGAAAUUGAGGGAUGUGCACAACACAGACUUCACUUAUCAUUCUAUUUAUAAUUCGUUCACUUUUGUGAACAUAUAAAAAUCCAAUAAUAUAUACCACUUAGCCUGUCCAGAUGCCUGUAAUUCAAAGUAAGAAGGAAUCUGUAUAUUCAAAACAUAUUCAUUCAUCACUGGAUCUUGACCUUAUCUUUCCAUGGUUUACCUUAUAACUUUUUAAACUACCCUAUUUGAAUUUCAUUCACCUUACAUUUAUGUUUUUCCUGACAUACCAAAUUUUCCACUUCUGUAUAACAAAUUGAACAAAAAUACCCUCUUACAUACCAUUUUUGCUUCUUUCAAGGAUCAUUAAUUCCAUACUACAGACAUAUUACCUUAGCUUCUAGAAAGGAACUAUAUUAAACUACGGAAGAAGAAAAAAAGGAUAUGGUACAUACAUGUUUUUAAAGACGUAAACCUUUGUGAUUUGCAGUUCACAACAAAUUUAAAAGAACUUUUAAAAAAUAUAUGUCAAAAAUAUGCAACUAUAUUCCUGUAUUAUUUCCUUUUCUCCAAGAUGUCGCUUGUCUUAAUCUAUUUUCCUCAUCUUUAGUGAAUAUUCUGUCAAGGUAUAUACGUUUACCUUCUUUUUCUAAUUUUAACAUGAAUGCAUAACUUUUAAUUGCUCACAUGUAUUUUCUCUACCAAAUAUGUUGUCUGUUGCGAUAUGCCAUAUGAACCCCUUUAUGAAACUGUUUAUGAAAUUACUUAUGUGCAAAUAUAAGCAUGAGCAAGUUUUGAGAAAUUGCUUAUGUGCAAAAAUAUCAGCAUAGGUAAGUCUGGCUAAUUGUUAUCAUGUAAGCAGAAAUCUGUUUGAUGCCAAGGUUACAAAGAUGUUUGCCAGUAAAUGUAACAACACCUAUGAGAUAGCCACAGAACAUUCCUUCUCUGAUAAGGUCAGCUUCAUAGAGCUUCAAAAGAAGUUUGCUCCUACACACAAUUAUAUGAGAUUUAUUAGUAUGUAGUCAGGAUGUCUCAAGAUGUAUUUCUGUUUGCUGUACCACGUAGGCAAAAAGCAGAGAACAAAGAACCACUUCAUGGUAAAACUCCUCCCAAGAAUCAUGAUCUUUCUCCCAAAAUCAUAGGCUUGUGGAUGUGCUUGCAGUCACGUGUUCAUGUGUUGAAUAUAUGCUAAUAUGUAACCUCCCCUGCUUACCUUUUGUAACCACCCAUUUUUACCUAUACACAAUAAAAGAGUUUGUCUCGGGCUAGCUCGGGGCUUGCUCACCCGAGGAGAAUUGAACUCGCGUCUUCGUUCUCACUCCGUCCGGUGCGGAUUGGCCGGACGAUCUCGUGGCGAGCCCGCUGGCCGCGA